Molecule: messenger RNA, 3510 nt
Organism: Cylindrotheca closterium
Lineage: Eukaryota; Bacillariophyta; Bacillariophyceae; Bacillariales; Bacillariaceae
Source: the annotation of a GenBank genome assembly
AUGGGACCUGCAUUAGACGUUCUGAAUCGAUCCUUGCAUGGUGAUGCGGGAGCGCGCUCCUUUCUGGAUCAGACAUCAUCAAUCUACGUCUUGGAUGCUACUGAUGUCUCAAGUCCAAAGACAUAUGGCUGCUGGAAUUUCAUAAACGAAGCCAUCAACGAAGUGGAGCGAGCAGAAGCUUCAGCACAAACCGUAACACUGUCGGCCCAUGUACAAUUACUGAUACAAAUGGCCUUAAGGGUAGCUCGAAGAUCGAGUGAUGUCGAUAGGUACCUGAUGACAAUGUGCAUUGAGAACGCUUCGAGGUAUCAUGGAUCGCCCAAUGAAUCCAAGCGGUUGAUCGAAAUCAAUGGUGAGAUUAGGGACAUUGUCAUGGGAAGAAUUGCAGCUCUCGCUUUGGAUCCAAAUUCUCAGAAUCCGGGAAAUACCUCAACCUUUGCGGAUGGUACUGUUCUAGACAUGCUCUGUGGUGUCUUGGCUGCGAACGCUGUAUCGAAUGGACCAGCGGCUGUUCAUCAUCUAAUAUCAGAAUGGAUACUACCUUCAGCCAUUACCUUUCCGCCAUAUUGCCUAGCAUGUGUCAUUUUACAUCUAGCAUUGGAAGCUUCUCGCAAGACGGCGCCCGCUGGUAUUCAAGACAUGCUGCAACAAGUAUCCAGUGCUGUGAUUUCGCGAGUGCUGGCUCCAGUCCUGGCCGAUUCUAUCAAGGAAACGAAUGCAAACUCGCAAACGAAUGGAGAAGGAGAAGGAUCAACUCAUGAACGAAACUGUCGAAUUGCUGCACUAUGCCUACAAGCUAUGGAUGUUUGGUGCAAGGUGACGGAUUUGAGUUUAGCCCAAAUAAGGCAUGUUUGCAGCAAAGUUCAGAUCAACAUUGUUGAUGUUCUCAGUGAUGCCAUGUACUCGGAUUCCAAAUUGGUGAUUGAUGCGCUAGCAGAACUAAUUGAGGGCGUUGUCAACAAGCAUCAAGACUUGACAGUAUCUAACGAACACAUGUCCCAAGUUCGAUACAUUAUGCAAGUUGACGAAGCUUCUUUUCGCUCACAUAUCACUAAAGAACAGCUAAUCACGAUCGAAUCCAAGGAGAUGCUCUCGAUUCUGGAAGAAUUGAACUCUGCAAUUGGACUGCAACGAUUCCGAUUCAUAGACCGACAGAACAGCGGUGAUGAAAGUGUCUGUCGCAAUCUAGCCCGAAUUGGGAGUUCCAUUGCCUCGGCAUGCAUCAAAGGGUCUCCAGGGAAUUCCAGUGCAGCUGGUAGUCUUUCAAUGGGACGAGGACUGCAUACUUUGCUGAUUCAAGCCGCCUCCCACCCAUCCGUCAACGUUUGUGGACUUGCGAUUGAUGUUCUACAACAGUUUUUACCCACAGAAAGUGGCCUCGAUAUCCAGCUUCUCCCGAUUCUUCAACGGAGAGCAAUCACUCCAUAUCAUGUAACGAAUGGUGUGUUAUCGUUGGAGGCAUCAGACAUUUGCAGUGUGGAUUACAUUGAGUUUGAAAACUUUCGAUCCACUGUACUUACAGAGGCAUUGGCUGCGUGCUUGAAACAUGACGGAAAACAAUUCUUAGCUUCCUGCACCAAUGCAGUGGAUGAAUUCUGUGCCGCUUCUCCGUCAGUACACGCCUCCUUUCAUUUGGAGGCGGCGCUCUUCUGCAUUGCCACUGUACAUGGCGAAGUAGCUGCAUCAAAUCUUGCAACUCCAAUCGUCGCAGCAUCGAUUCAAACGUGCAUUCAUGCCCUCGCCAGAAAGCCGAGAACCCUCAUGGCAAAUUCGCUAACCCUGGUCCAAGCAAACAAUCUCAUUUACAAUUAUGCCCCGCUUCUUGUGACCUUGCAGGCAACCGAAGCGCUAUCUGCAGCAACUGAUUUUGCCUUGUCCACCUUCAAUCUAUGCGGCACAUCAUUCCCAGACGAGGAGUCUUCGGUGUCAAUGAGACAAGAAGGGGACGUCUCGCCAUAUUCGAAAGCUUGCUUUUCGCUCAAGAAGAUAUUGACACUGGUUCCCCACAAUUUUGUUGCAGGUCAAGCAGUCGCGGCGUUUGGUGCGGCCUGGGAACUGUCCUACUCGGCUGCCAAUCGAAUGGAGAUUCUUACUGUGGAUGCUCGAAAGGCGAUGGCAGAGGGCAUUUGCUAUGUUAUUGCAUGUCUACCUGAAAAUCAACGAGGGAACUCGCUACUAGCAUUAGCAAUGCCGUCGAUUGACUGUCUUGAGACCAUGCUGCAGCAUGCCAAGUCGGCUGCCAACAGCAGUUUGGAGCAACAGGAAAGAAUACUCCAACGAAUAGCAGACGAGAUGAUUAUCGUCACAACCGUCAAGUCAUCCUUUUCACAGGCAUUGGCGAACGUGGAGCAACCGUCGACAGCAUCGAUACGUGCUAUCGAGCUUCCAAUCAUACAACGAUUGUGGCCAUCCGUUUCGCAAGCUGCACGACAGUACAACUCAAAUGAGUCUGUAUCCGAAGCAUUGGGAGUUUUCUUCGCCUCUUGUGUCCCCCGAGUUCUCAAUACGUCUACUUCCUUCGAAAUUUUCCAACAGCUGUGCACAGAAGCAUCAGCAAUUGUCCAAAGUGGAACAUCAAAGAAUCACAAUCUGGAGUGUGUCUUAAAGCUUGUAGAGUCCUUUGCGAAUGCGCAUGGUACGGUGAUGGAUAGGAUUGCUGCAUCUUUGUCCCAAGGUCCACACCAGCAGCAUCAAGGUGCAAAUGGGGAACAAGGAGUCGAACGUGAACAAGAGGUCUACCGGUGUAUCGAAUCGUUAAUAUUGUCUAGUAUCGAUGCCCUGAAACCAAUGUUGGGAGAGACUUGGACCUGUGAAAGACAAGGAAAUGGCCAAGCGGCAUUUGAGUCCAAGCCAGUGGCAAAGAAUUCAAGCCAAGAGAAGGCAACAACCAAAGCCCUUCCAUCAGUUUUCUCAUUGCUGAAAUCGCUGUCCAGGAGCUGCCCAAUUUUUCUUCUUCAUUUGCCUUCUUGCCAAGGUGAGGAUCCACGGGAAGACCCUCUCUUUGCUCGAGCUAUUAAUGCUGCAGUGGCAUCCGUUCUGGACUCGGAGGAUUUGCUAUCGCUGGGCUCCCUAGAGAUCCUUGCUAGGCUUAUACAGCUUGCGGAGUCUGAAAUCGAAGCUAUUCGCAACGUCGCUGGAGACAUUCUGUCUCGAGUCCGUUUUGAUGUAACCAUGUCACUAGUCAUUGGAUGUUGCGGGAAGUUGAAUGCGAGCACCUUGGACCAUGCUUCCGAACUUUUGAAACGGUUGCUGAUGCUGAAUGCUACACCAACCGAGGAACUUCGUUCAGUGCUUGUGAGAGCCUUAUCCAAUGAAUGUGUCCAUUUGGGUGUCCGAGGAAAGGAAGUGGUACUUGAGUCGCUCAUGCAAUCCUGUCAGAAUAUUGUCUCCCUAGAAGAUUUUUCGAGAUUGGCUCAUGAACUUUGGUCCCUCCACCAAAUAGACACGCCGGAAGCCCUACCCAACAGUGACAAGGUGGCCCGAUUUUGCAGAUCGUAUUCUCCUUCAUGA